Molecule: messenger RNA, 7604 nt
Organism: Neolamprologus brichardi
Lineage: Eukaryota; Metazoa; Chordata; Actinopteri; Cichliformes; Cichlidae
Source: RefSeq, a predicted model, not a curated record
UUGCGGCUUGUAUAAACAGAAUUGGUGACUCUCUUCCUGUGUUUUUUCUAAAAGGACUUGGAGUUCCAUGGCGUGAUGAGGUUCUACUUUCAGGACCGGGUCGCCGGUAACUUUGCUACCAAGUGCAUCAGAGUCUCCAGCACAGCAACAACGCAGGACGUCAUUGAAACGUUAGCAGAGAAGUUCAGACCAGACAUGAGGAUGCUGUCCUCACCAAAAUACUCCUUGUACGAGGUCCAUGUCAGUGGCGAAGAGCGUCAGCUGGACCUGGACGAGAAGCCUCUUGUUGUGCAGCUGAACUGGAACAAAGACGACAGAGAAGGACGAUUUGUCCUGAAGAAUGAGAACGACAUCCUGCCCAAGAAGAGUCAGAGUAACGGGCCUGAAAAGGAGAAGGACGGCGUGAUACAGAACUUCAAGAGGACUCUGUCCAAGAAGGAGAAGAAAAAGGAAAAGAAGAGGGAGAAGGAAUUCGCCCGAAUCCCUGAUGGAGACGAUCAGACACUGAGUCGCGAGGACGGAGAAAAUCUGGCAGCAGAGGUUUAUAAAGACAUGCCAGAAACCAGCUUUACCAGGACGAUCUCCAACCCAGAGGUGGUGAUGAAGAGAAGACGCCAGCAGAAACUGGAGAAACGCAUGCAGGAGUUUAUGAGCAGCGAUGGGAGGCCAGACUCAGGAGGCACUUUGAGGAUAUACGCUGACAGUCUGAAGCCCAAUAUCCCGUAUAAAACCAUCCUCCUCUCCACGAGAGACACAGCUGACUUUGCUGUGGUGGAGGCUCUGGAGAAGUAUGGACUAGAGAAGGAGAACCCCAAAGAGUACUGCAUUGCUCGGCAAGAUGAUAAGUCGGGCAAGGAGGUGAUUCUGGACGAUAAUGAGUGUCCACUGCAGAUCUUCAGGGACUGGCCUGCUGAUAGAGGGGCAUUAGUGUUCCAGUUGAAGAAGAGACCCCCGGACUACCAGGGGAGGAAGGGAAGGAAAGUGGAUGACAAGGGCCUCAGAGGGAAGGACAGCUCGCUGCCUCCUGAGAAACUGCCUUAUCUAGUGGAGUUGAGCCCAGGGCGAGGGAAUCACUAUGCCUACUACGCCUAUCGGCACCACGAAGACGGCUCAGACUCUCGGGACAAACCCAAGCUGUAUCGGCUUCAGCACAGCAUCACUGAGGUCGGCUCAGACUGCACAGACGACGGAGCCAUCCAGCUGCUUGGUCCGGGGAUUCUGCCCCACCACUGCAACCUCAUGCACAGCGAAGGCAUGGUGACGGUGACGCCGCACGGCCCUGACGCAGACACGUUUGUAGACGGGCAGCGCAUUAUCGAGACGACGGUGUUGCGUUCUGGCUCUACCAUCCAGUUCGGUUCUGCUCACGUCUUCAAAUUCGUGGACCCGAUGUUCGACCAGGGAGGGAAGAGAGAACCGGCCAUGCCGAGAGGCAGACACAAGUCUGGCAGCGUACCAGAAACCACCUUCGACCUUCACGGAGACAUCCACAGUGGAGGAGCCCUGCCUACCAGCAAGAGCUCAGGAAAGCUGGACAUGGAGAGAGGAAUGGUCAAACCCAUGAUCAGAGGAGAGCAGCAGGACAGCAGGUCUCAGGAUAUUUCAGCAGACAGAACAGAGCUGACUCUUCCAGCCAGCAUCGAGUUCAGAGACAACUCUGAAGACACCUUCCUCUCUGCCAUCAUCAACUACACCAACAGCUCCACGGUUCACUUCAAACUCUCGCCCACGUACGUCCUGUACAUGGCCUGCCGCUACGUCUUGUCGCCCACGUACCGGCCCGACAUGUCGCCGUCAGAGAGGACGCACAAGGUCAUCGCCAUCGUCAACAAGAUGGUGAGCAUGAUGGAAGGAGUCAUCCAGGAGAUUGCUGAAGGGGAUCAGAAGCAGAAGAACAUCGCGGGAGCACUGGCUUUCUGGAUGGCCAAUGCCUCCGAGCUGCUCAAUUUCAUUAAACAGGACCGAGACCUGAGUCGCAUCACGCUGGACGCCCAGGACAUCCUCGCCCAUCUGGUCCAGAUGGCCUUCAAGUACCUGGUCCACUGUCUCCAGGCCGAUCUGAACAACUACAUGCCUGCCUUCCUCGAUGACCCCGAGGAGCAUAAUCCACAGAGACCAAAGAUCGAGGACGUUCUGCACACACUGACGGGGGCGAUGUCGUUACUGCGGCGGUGUCGGGUCAAUGCCGCUCUCACCAUCCAGCUCUUCUCGCAGCUCUUCCACUUCAUCAACAUGUGGCUGUUCAACAAGCUGGUGACAGAUACCGGCUCGGGGCUGUGCUGUCACUACUGGGGCGCCAUCCUCCGGCAGCAGCUGAGCCACAUCGAGGCCUGGGCUGAGAAGCAGGGUCUGGAGCUCGCUGCUGACUGCCACCUCAGCCGAAUCGUACAGGCCACCACCCUGCUGACCAUGGAUAAAUACUCCAUGCAGGAUGUGCAGACCAUCAAUAACACUUGCUUCAAGCUCAACUCCCUGCAACUUCACGCCCUCAUGACCAACUACCACUGUGCCCCCGAUGAGCCGUACAUCCCACCUGAGCUGAUAGACCACGUGGUGGCAGUGGCGGAAAACACAGCAGAUGAGCUGGCAAGGAGUGACGGCAGAGAGGUUCAGCUCGAGGAGGAUCCAGACCUCCAGCUGCCCUUUCUCCUUCCUGAGGAUGGCUACUCCUGCGACGUGGUGCGCAGCCUCCCCAAUGGCCUGCAGGACUUCCUGGAGCCUCUCCUGCAAAGAGGUUUUUGUAGGUUAACGCCACAUCCACGUUCGCCCGGCACCUGGACCGUCCACUUCGAAGGAGCUGACUGCGACAGCCACUUCUCCGCUGCUGACAACUCUGAAAUGCCAAUGAGGAAAGAGCCGGAGGUUGUCACAGUAACCCUGAAGAAGCACAACGGCAUGGGCCUCAGCAUCGUGGCCGCCAAGGGUGCUGGUCAGGAGAAGCUGGGCAUCUACAUCAAGUCUGUUGUCAAAGGCGGAGCAGCUGAUAUGGAUGGUCGUUUGGCGGCAGGUGACCAGUUGUUGAGUGUUGAUGGGCGGAGUCUAGUCGGCCUAUCGCAAGAGAGGGCGGCAGAGCUGAUGACGAGGACGGGCUCAGUCGUCACUCUGGAAGUCGCCAAGCAGGGAGCCAUUUACCACGGACUGGCCACCCUCCUCAACCAGCCGAGCCCAAUGAUGGCAAGAGCGUCAGACCGAGGCCGUGAGAAGAACGGGAAAAUGCGACCAAAGAGUGAAGGCUUCGAGCUCUACAACAGCUCGGUGCAGAACGGCUCUCCAGAGAGCCCGCAGCCCGGCUGGGACUCUUACCCCGAGCCAAAGAAGAUGAGCGGAGAAGACCGGCUCCUGAAGAACCGAGCCGACCACCGCUCCAGCCCCAACGUAGCCAAUCAGAGCCAGAGUCCUGCAAACAAAUCAGUGUACCCCGGAGGACCUGGCACCAAGAUCACCUCUGUCUCCACCGGGAACCUGUGUGCAGACGAUGAGCCCUCCCCUCCCCGCCCAGAAGCCUACCCCAUCCCAACUCAGACAUAUCCCAGGGAGUACUUCACCAUCCCAGCCUCCAAGAGCCAGGAUCGGGUGGUGGGACCAGGGCAGCAGGGGCCCCCACCACACUGGCAGGGUAUGGAGGACAGAGAUCGCCUCCCCAUGGGCGAUAACAUCCACAACAACAGCAUGCAGCGGAUUAAUCACUCUCAGGAGGACUUGUAUCCACCACCAGGAGGCAUGAGGCCAGAUGAGCGAAUGCAGCCACACUACCAGCACCGGGACCUGGACUACCCACACAGAGAUCUCGAAUACCAGAGAGGUCCACCUGGAGGUCUGGUAGGGCCCGACCUCUGGGCUCCACAGCCGCAGGUGUCCUCCUCCCUGGAGUCAUCAACAUCAAGCCAGGAGCAUCUCAACUUCUCCGCGUCCUCCUCUUCUUCGAACAAGACCCAAAACCAGAAGACCGGCCCGGGCAGAUGGAAGACGCCCAACGCCCCUCACGCCGUGCCGCCGCAUUCGGCACAGCCGCCGUCUCGGUCUGACCUGCCCCCUCCUCCACCUCCACCUCCAGCAGUGUACCCCGAACCCUACGACCCACAGCCGGACCUACCGCUUCCGCCCCCUCCAGCUGCUAUCAAUCCAGUAACGGCUCAGCAAGCUGCUGACCGCAAGAAGAGAGAGGAGCAGCAGCGCUGGUAUGAGAAGGAGAAGGCUCGGCUCGAGGAAGAGAGGGAGAGGAAGAGGAGGGAGCAGGAGAGGAAGUUGGGUCAGAUCCGGGCCAACCCUGUCAUGCCCGUCCAGCCUCACAACGGAGGAGCCAUGCCUCCUCCUCACCACCAGCCCCCUGUGGCCUCCAUGGCUCCACCUCAGCCUUACCACCCCCCACAGCCUCAGCCUCCUCCACCCAGACCAGAGAAGCUGGCCAGUCUGCCACGGUCUGCUGUACCUCCUCCUGCUAGUGCCUCCAACCCUGCUGGCAUGGAUACAGUGAUCAGGGAGCUGCUUCCACAGCAGCAGCCGCGAACCAUCGAGAGGCGAGACCUGCAGUACAUCACCAUCAGCAAGGAGGAGCUGACGUCCAGCGACAGUCUGUCUCCAGAUCCUUGGAAGAGAGAUGCCCGAGAGAAGGCCGAAAAACAGCAGCAGCUUCACAUCGUGGAUCUGCUGGACAAGGAAAUCCAGGAGCUGCAGGCAAAGCCCGAGCGAACAGCAGAAGAAAACGACCGCCUCAGGAAAUUGAUGCUGGAGUGGCAGUUCCAGAAACGACUGCAGGAGUCCAAGCAGAGCGACGACGAGGAGGACGAGGAGGAUGAUGAAGACGUGGACACCGUGAUGAUCAUGCAGAGGCUGGAGGCCGAGAAGAGAGCCAGGCAGCAGACUGCUGUCCCAGCUAUCUCUGUUCUAGACUUGUUGCAGGACGAGGAGCGGCGGCGUAAGCAGCAGCUGGAGGAGAUUCGUAAGAGGGAGGCAGAGGAGCGGGCGAAGCAGGAGGAGGAGAGGAGGUGGAGGGAGGAGGAGAGAGCCAAGCGGGAGGCCGAGGAGAAGAGGAGACAGGAGGAGGAGUACUACGCUCGCCUGGAGGCCGAGCGGCGCCGGCAGCACGAGGAGGCGGAGAGAAAGCUGCUGACGCCUGACGAGCCGGCCGGUCUGUAUCGGCCCCCGCUUCCACGGGAUUACCAACCCCUCGCCCCCCAAAACCCUACUAACACCCCCCCACCCCCACCACAGAGAAACACGUCCUACCUCAAAACCCAGGUCACCUCCCCCGACAUGCUCUACACCGCCAAGUUUGUCACCUACACGGGCGAUGACGAAGACGAGGAGGACUCCACCAAAGCAGGGAGUGGCGGCGGCGGCCAAUCAGGUCAGGUGAAGCUGUCGGCGACCCGGAAGUCGUACGGCGACCUCCCGGCCUCCGCCUCGCCUAAUCACAGCAAGCCUCAGCCGCCGCCCACUGCGCGCAAGCCCCGCCCUCUUUCUGACGGCAUCUUCCUGUCUGGCUCGUUCCAGCUGCCAGUCAACAACUCCAACAGUACAGCCCCCCCCCUUCCUGCCAAACCGAGCUCCAUGCCCCCAGGAGGCUAUAAAGGAUUUAACUCGUACACUGGAAACUCAUCAGGAGUUGUAGGAACAGGAGAAGUCUACAAGGACCCGAGAGACAAAUGGACGAGGAGUCAAGAGCAGGAGAACUCGAUCCCCAGCGAUGCUCCGGAGAGUCUGACCUUCAAGGAGCGCCAGCGCCUCUUCUCUCAGGGGAAGGAGGUUUCCAACAAGGUCAAGGCUUCUCGCAAACUCAUGGAGCUGGAGAACGAGCUCAACACCAAGCAGUAGACCUGAGCCUUUCACCUCCCAGCGCCACCUUAACGCCGACGCCACCGUGAUAAGGUGCUCCUGGGGGACAAAAACAUCGAGAGAGCCGGCGCUUGCUCCCCCUGACACUGACCGUCGCCGCCCAUUUGUUUUCCCCCCUCUCUCUUUUUGUUUUGACUUAAAUCAUCAAAUAACUGGACCACUCUUUUUUCUUUUUUUUUUUUUUUUUUUUUUUUUUUUUUUUUUUUUUUUUUUUUUUUUUUUUGACGUAGCGAUAUCAGCAGAAGAGAUUUUUAUGGCUUAAAAAUCUGCUUCCCCUUCGUGUUAAAACCUGUUAAAGAUAUAUAAUGAUAAAGCACUGUAAAAAAGUUUUAAUUAUAUCUAGUGAGAGUCCGAGAAUCACAUGACAGAGGGGAUAUAUUUUUGUUUGUAAAUUUUUUUUUUUUUAAUUUUUUUGGGGGAGAGGGGUAGAGAGAGGUUUAUUCUCUUUUUUUUCAUAGCUAAGUGAAAUUUGAACAGUUUUACAGUUUUAUUUUAUGCUCUAUUUUCUGUAUCAUGUUGUUUUUCAAUCUUUUAAUCCCUCCUUGCCAGCAGGAACGCCCACGUUGAGCUCCACACCUUUUUAUUUUAUUUUUUUAUUUUGUUUUUUAAUUAAAUUCUCAGCGAGUGGAAACACUGUUAUUUCAUUCUAUAGCGAGAAAGUGUGGGACAUCUUUUUUUUUUCUUCUUUUUUUUUUUCUGUGAUUUUAUUUUAGAAAAACUCUGAAAAGGUUCUUCAGGAAGGAUCUUUUAAGUGCACAACAUUACUGUAAAUACUCGGGUCCACUCACUCUUUUACUACUGUAGAAAUCUGCCAGGAAACUUUAAAAAAAAAUUUUAAAAAUCUGCAAAACUAAUGUGAUUUAACAGCCCACACCCCAACCCCUCCUCUUCGCUGCCACCAGAGUCACAUUUUUAUAUGUUUCUCCCCUUCCUGACUUCUACUUUUAUUUCCUUUUAACCCGAGUAGUCGUGUGAGAUGAAUUUUUUGCCCUAAAUUCAAGUCGGAAAAAGGAACUUGUUUUGUUCACCCACAAUGUGAUUAAUGUUGGUUUUCACAGUAAUAUUAAUAUUGACAAUAAUAUAACAAAAAGGAAAAAAAAUGCAGCUACUCUUUAAGUGCUUAUUUGCUUUACAGAUAUUUAUUUCAAACCUUGUGGAAAAACUUGCACAACGACUUGUUUUAUUAUUAAAUAUGUAUCUGCAAACUGUUCUGAGAUUACAUUCGGGAACUCUGUGGUGAUAAGAAUAACAAUAAUAUUAAUAAUCUGUGGGUUUUUUCUGCUUUAGAGACAGAGAAGUGUUCUGUUUUUACACCAGCUGUAGUCGGAGGGAGCCAGGUGUUUCACAACAUGACCCAAUUGUACAAAUAUACACAAUGCAACACAACACACAAGUGCAGUCUCAAAAAAUCACUCACCGCCACUGCUGAUGUAGAAAUGAAGCGCACUUCCAACCCCCUCCCCCAAACUUGUGACGUUUCAGAUGUAUCUCUCUCUCCCUCUCCUGCAGUUUGUUUGUUUGACUCCAUCCUGUGUGUAGACUUAUAUAUUUUUUCUCAACAGGAGCCUCUGAUAAGACAUGACGAGAUAAAGACGCUGUUAUAAUAACUGACCUGUAAAAACACUACAAGAUGCUCCCCACACAUACAAACAAACAAACACAGCAACAACACCAACUUCUCCUUUUUAGGUUUCAAAAUGAACUGAAUCAUUUAAAUGGUUUCAUGUUUAGCCUUUUGUAAAUCAUUAAUAAAUACAGAUUUUUCAACA